AUGGCGAAGGGCGCGACCAAGAACGUCUACUCGGUGAUCCUGCCCACCUUCAACGAGCGACAGAACCUCCCCAUCAUCACCUGGCUGCUGCAGCGAACGUUCUCGGAGAACAACCUCGACUGGGAACUCAUCAUCGUCGACGACGGGUCCCCCGACGGCACCCAAGACGUCGCCAACCAGCUCGUCAAGGCCUACUCCCCGCACGUCCAACUCAAGCCCCGGACGGGCAAGCUCGGCCUCGGUACGGCGUACGUGCACGGCCUGCAGUUCGCCAAGGGCAACUUCAUCAUCAUCAUGGACGCCGACUUCAGCCACCACCCCAAGUUCAUCCCGCAGAUGAUCGCGCUGCAGAAGGCGCACGACUACGACAUCGUCACGGGCACGCGCUACGCCAGCGGCGGCGGCGUCUACGGCUGGGACCUGAAGCGGAAGCUCACCAGCAAGGGGGCCAACAUCUUUGCCGACACGGUGCUGCGGCCGGGCGUGAGCGACCUCACGGGCAGCUUCCGGCUGUACAAGCGGGCGGCGCUGGAGAAGCUGUUCGAGACAACCGACGUGCGCGGGUUCAGCAUGCAGAUGGCGCUGGCGGUGACGGCCAAGGCGAUGGGCAUGACGAUCGGCGAGGUACCCAUCACGUUUGUUGAUCGGGUCUAUGGAGAUUCAAAGUUAGGCGCCUCGGAAAUUGCAGAGUAUGCGAAGGGUGUGAUCUACUUGUGGGCGAAGGUAUAA
Diaporthe citri is the source of this 729-nucleotide messenger RNA. RefSeq lists its product as uncharacterized. The coding region runs from base 1 to 729 and encodes 242 amino acids. NCBI's taxonomy places the organism in Eukaryota, Fungi, Ascomycota, Sordariomycetes, Diaporthales, Diaporthaceae. The record is from RefSeq and is a predicted model, not a curated record. Gene Ontology annotation, cellular component: endoplasmic reticulum membrane. The transcript is spliced from 2 exons. Gene Ontology annotation, molecular function: dolichyl-phosphate beta-D-mannosyltransferase activity. Gene Ontology annotation, biological process: protein O-linked glycosylation via mannose; GPI anchor biosynthetic process.